ACAUUUUAUUGUUUGUUUAAUGGAUUGUGAAAACUGAACACAAACAUAAUUGGUUUUAAUGAUUUUUUUAACAUAAAGUGACAAUGUUAGGCACAGUUCGACAAUUAACCGAAAUGGGAACAGCGGCAAAUGUAGCAUCUACAUUUAGUUAUUGGCAUACAGGCGAUACACCGCGUUCAGAUCCUGUUCUUGAUAUGCCCACACACUUAAAUUAUGCAGGUGCUUUACAAGAUGUUGCGAAAUUAAAAUCAGUACGACGUCCUGUCUUUUUAAUGAAUGAUAAACAAACACAUGAUGUAUUUGGUAUUGCAUGCGAUAAAAAUUGUUCAUGUGAUGGAAAUGAUACAUCCAAGCAUUUUAUGACACCACUAGGUCCAUUACAAUUAACUGCAGAAGAAUGUAAUGAAAUACUUAUGAAACGUGCAGCUGCGGCUGCAACACAACAGCCAACAUUACAAAUGGUUUCAAAUAUACAAAUCACAGCACCCGAAGACCCACCAGAUGUGAAGCCAGUUAUGAAAAAUCAGAAUCCAGCGAAAGAAAGACCUUAUUCAUGUCAAGAAUGUGGUAAAUCAUUCUUAUUAAAACAUCAUUUAACCACACAUUUACGUGUACAUACAGGGGAACGUCCGCAUGCUUGUCCACAUUGCGGAAAAGCAUUCGCACACAAACAUUGCCUGAAUACUCAUUUAUUGUUACACAGUAGUGAGAGGCCAUUUCAGUGUCCUGAAUGUAAAAAGAGCUUUACAUUAAAACAUCAUUUGUUGACACAUACCCGAGUCCAUACUCGUGAACGUCCGUUUGUUUGCAAUGAAUGUGGAAGAACUUUCCCCUUAAAAAGACAUUUGGUGACACAUUCGAAAUUUCAUGCUGGUGAAAGACCAUUUGUAUGCACUGUAUGCGGUGAAUCUUUUGCAUUAAAAGACCAUUUAGUAAUGCAUUCAAGAUUCCAUGGAUCGUUAACGCCGUUUGUAUGUCCCGAUUGUGGAUCGACAUUUCAACGUAAAUUUGAAUUGGUUAAUCAUGCACGAUUGCAUGGAAAAAAUCCACAUCAAUGUCCAGUUUGUAAUAAGGAGUUUUUACAGAAGCGUACCCUUGUUGCACAUAUACGUUUACAUAAUGGCGACUCACCAUUCAAUUGUCUACAAUGUGGUGAAUCAUUUCGUGCAAAAUCGGAGUUAACACAACAUACAAAAAUGCACAAUCCAGAGAAGCCAUUAAUAUGCAGUGAGUGUGGUAGUUGUUUUAAUUCACGUGAAGCAUUAGCAUUACAUGUUCGUCUACAUUCUGGUGAUAAAGCAUUGGUAAAUGAUUUAUGUAUGUUAACAGCCUCAUUACAACACACCCAACAACAAUUUCAAACCCAACAAACAAAUGGUCCACCCACAUCCACAACCAAUAACAUUCAACAUCAGCAACAAUCUGUUAUAAAUAAUACUUCGGCAUCCGCCACAACAGCCUCGUCCGCCGCAUCCAAUUUAAACAAACCAAAACCACAUAUAUGUCCACAUUGUGGUAAAGCUUUUGCAGCAAAACAUGGCCUGUUACAACAUAACAAACGGCAUCCAGAUGGUGGAUGUACAAUACGUACACAUGUAUGUGAAACAUGUAACAAAGCGUUCUUCCAGAAAAAUCAUUUAAUGUUACAUCAACGGCAACAUACUGAGCAACAUGCUCGGAACGUGUCAGCUGCAUCAUCGGUUAUUAUUUCACAACAGGAGGCACAGAAUCAACGAAUGCAACAGCAACAACAGCAGCAACAGCAGCAUCAUCAUCAACAGCAACAGGUUUCAUCGAAUCAAGUACAGAAUAAUUCUCAGAGUUAGUUCUAGAUGUCGCCGCGUUUGAAUUAUGAUAAUUGUGACGUUAUUUUGUAUCAUCAUCGGCUAUUUCACAGGUUUAUGUAUGUCAGUAAUUAAUUUGUAGUUUUUAUUUUUCUUGGAUAAGGUUACUAUUUUCAAACAGCUGUUUUUUUUAUUCUAAUCAAUAACCCGUAAAAUGGGAAUCAAAGCUUCGUUAUUUGUCUUACGACUUAACUCAGGAAUAAAAUUUACACUAGUUUUAUCAACUUUUUAUGAAAAAAAAAGAUACUCCAAAGAAAAGAAACGUCUCAGUGAAAAAAAUAAUACCCUAAUAUAUUAAUGAUAGCAAAAUGAAAACAUGUUAUGUGAUUGUUUCGAUUAUAAGCAGGUAAAGUUAAUGAUACGUAGCGAAAUAUCACAUUAUCUUCCGUACGAAGCACGUGUGUCGCAAAAUCACAUCUCUCCUCACUUUACAAAGACUUAACAACAAAGUUCAAAUUCCGAAAAACAGAGUGAAAUUACUUUUGGAAUAUCUUCUGUUAUUAAGAUUUGACACCUUAUAUUUGAUUUCAGGUGUUGUGUUAUUAUAAAUUACACAAUUCAAAUUCCAAUACGAACAGUC
Messenger RNA from Chrysoperla carnea, 2424 nucleotides. Its product is annotated as gastrula zinc finger protein XlCGF57.1-like. Gene Ontology annotation, cellular component: nucleus. The record is from RefSeq and is a predicted model, not a curated record. Lineage: Eukaryota; Metazoa; Arthropoda; Insecta; Neuroptera; Chrysopidae. Gene Ontology annotation, molecular function: DNA-binding transcription factor activity, RNA polymerase II-specific; RNA polymerase II transcription regulatory region sequence-specific DNA binding. Bases 84 to 1826 code for a protein of 580 amino acids. Gene Ontology annotation, biological process: regulation of transcription by RNA polymerase II. The transcript has 2 exons.